Molecule: messenger RNA, 4712 nt
Organism: Condylura cristata (star-nosed mole)
Lineage: Eukaryota; Metazoa; Chordata; Mammalia; Eulipotyphla; Talpidae
Gene: MBNL2
Product: muscleblind-like splicing regulator 2
Exons: 9
Coding region: 844-1950 (368 amino acids)
Molecular function (GO): metal ion binding
Source: RefSeq, a predicted model, not a curated record
GAUUUGUCGGAAGGAAGGGCUGCAGCUUUACAGCAACAGAGUUUAGACUGUCUUUGCUUCAUCAUCUGAAGGCAAAAUUUUCCAGCUACGGCAGACGACUCUCGGCAUACAAUAAACGGGGAAUGAGGACUAUUUACGUGGAAAUUUCUCCCUCAUGAUGCAGCGGAGAAGCCUGGGCUGCUUGAUUCUGCCAGAUAUUCCUGGGGUUACUGUAAAUGGGAAGGAGAGGCAGAGCUAAACAAGGUUCAUGAUUUAAAAGUGCCUGUGUGAAGUCCCCUCUGCUGGAGACUGCAGCCUGGAAAAUUUGUGUUCGAACCUGGUUUUCCUGUCAUCCACAUGUGACCCUGACCUGUACGUGGAUGAAGAUACCUCAGUUGUCUGACUUUGCCAAUUGCUUGAUUUCAGAAUUUAAAAAGGUAGAAGGGGGAAAGAAAUCCUCAGAGCUGAACAUCUAAGUGACUAAUUUUCCAAGAGCUUCGAUAACUGUGAGCAUCAGAACUAAAUAUUCUCCUGAGGAGUGCUAUGAUAUUGAAGUCACUUUAUUAAAAACAGGUGUGUCUGCAAACCAGUCAAGAGACUCGACUUUACAGCCAGAGAUGACACUGAGCGUGCUUUUAUGGCGACACACAGUCUUCAGGUGGGGCCUCUUGAUUGAUGAGUGACCGCCUGCUGAUAAAUUCUCUCCUUACUCUCUCUCCUGGGUUGGACUUCAUUAAGCAAUUUAUCACUUACCUUCAGACUUACAUGUGGGAUUUCCCACCACAAUAGUUUGAGGAGUCAUUGGAACUUGGAUUGAUUUCACCAUUUAACAGGAAACAACAGAAUCCAAAUCACUUAAUCAUAAUGGCUUUGAACGUAGCCCCGGUCAGAGAUACAAAGUGGCUGACAUUGGAAGUCUGCAGACAGUUCCAAAGAGGAACAUGCUCACGCUCUGAUGAGGAAUGCAAAUUUGCUCACCCACCCAAAAGUUGCCAGGUUGAGAAUGGAAGAGUAAUUGCCUGCUUUGAUUCUCUAAAGGGCCGUUGUUCAAGAGAGAACUGCAAGUAUCUUCACCCUCCAACACAUUUAAAAACGCAACUAGAAAUUAAUGGGAGGAACAAUUUGAUCCAGCAAAAAACUGCAGCAGCGAUGCUGGCCCAGCAGAUGCAAUUUAUGUUCCCAGGAACCCCGCUUCAUCCAGUGCCUACCUUUCCUGUGGGUCCCGCCAUAGGGACAAAUACAGCGAUUAGCUUUGCUCCUUACUUAGCACCUGUAACCCCUGGAGUUGGGUUAGUUCCAACGGAAAUUCUACCUACCACACCUGUUAUUGUUCCCGGAAGUCCACCCGUCACUGUCCCAGGCUCAACUGCAACUCAGAAACUUCUCAGGACUGACAAACUGGAGGUAUGCAGGGAGUUCCAGCGAGGAAACUGCGCCCGGGGAGAGACCGACUGUCGCUUUGCACACCCCGCAGACAGCACCAUGAUCGACACGAAUGACAACACCGUAACCGUUUGUAUGGAUUACAUAAAGGGGCGUUGCAUGAGGGAGAAAUGCAAAUAUUUUCACCCUCCUGCACACUUGCAGGCCAAAAUCAAAGCGGCGCAGCACCAAGCCAACCAAGCCGCGGUGGCCGCCCAGGCAGCCGCGGCCGCGGCCACAGUCAUGGCCUUUCCCCCGGGUGCUCUUCAUCCUUUACCAAAGAGACAAGCGCUUGAAAAAACGAACGGUGCCAGCACGGUCUUCAACCCCAGCGUGCUGCACUACCAACAGGCUCUGACCAGUGCCCAGCUGCAGCAACACACGGCCGCGUUCAUCCCCACAGGGUCAGUUUUGUGCAUGACACCCGCUACCAGUAUUGUACCCAUGAUGCACAGCGCUACGUCAGCCACUGUCUCUGCAGCAGCAGCUCCUGCAACAAGUGCCCCCUUCGCAGCAACAGCCACAGCCAAUCAGAUAAUUCUGAAAUAAUCAGCAGAAAUGGAAUGGAAUGCCAGGAGUCCGCAUUGAGAAUAACUAAACAUUGUUAUUGUACAUACUAUCCUGUUUCCUCCUCAAUAGAAUUGCCGCAAACUGCAUGCUAAAUAAAGAUUUAGUUCUUCUGGACAGACCACAACUCUAAGAAGCUAGUGCUGCUAUAUCAUAUAUGAGUAUUAAAUAUGGUAUGCUUAGUAUACUCCAACCUAAGAUAGUUAACUACCUGAGACCAGCUGUGAUGUUUAAAGACAUAAAGGAUCAAGUUUACUUUUAAAGGGUUUCUAAACAUAGUUUCUGUCCUAGGAAUAUUGUCUUAUCUCCAUAACUAUAGCUGAUGCAGAGAGUCCAACCAAUUUAAUCAUUUUGACACAGAAUAUUUCCAAGUUAGCAAUAAACAAUUAGCAGUAGUUUAAAAACCUAUUCCGAGGGCAGGUUCGAUUCUAACUCCAAUUUCUGUCAUUUCAUUCACCCACUGGGUCAAAGGGUAUGUUUCACUUCUCGACCAAACGAAUGCUGCAGCAAAGACGAGAAGUGAAGUAAAACUGCUACCUGUCCCACAGGUGUAAAAAAAAAUUGAAUGGAAAUUCAAGCACAAGUACUAAGGACACAUCAAGGUAUGGUGUUUGGUUUGCCUGGAGAUGCCGCAUUGAAUCACGUGAUUCUAGGAUAACGUUAACUAGAUUGAAAAAGAAACUUUGCACGGUAUGAGCUUCAUACCCCACCAAACAAAGUCUUGAAGGUAUUAUUUUACAAGUAUAUUUUUAAAGUUGUUUUAUAAGAGAGACUUUGUAGAAGUGCCUAGAUUUUGCCAGACUUCAUCCAGCUUGACAAGAAUGAGAGACCAUGCCAACAGUCUACUGGAAGGGAUUAGUCUUUCAAACUCACCAUCCAGUUGCCUGUUACAGAAUAACUCUUUGAAACUAAAAACCUAGUCCAACAAGGAAGCUGUAGGUGAGGAGAUCUGUAUAAUAUUCUAAUUUAAGUAAGUUUGAGUUUAGUCACUGAAAAUUGACUGUGACUUUAAUCUAAAUUACUAUGUAAACAAAAAGUAGAUAGUUUCACUUUUUAAAAAAUUCAUUACUGUUUUGCAUUUCAAAAGUUGGAUCGGAGGGUUGUAACUGACUACAGCAUGGAAAAAAUAGUUCUUUUAAUUCUUUCACCUUAAAGCAUAUUUUAUGUCUCAAAAGUAUAAAAAACUUUAAUACAAGUACAUACAUAUUAUAUAUACACAUACAUAUAUAUACUAUAUAUGGAUGAAACAUAUUUUAAUGUUGUUUACUUUUUUAAAUACUUGGUUGAUCUUCAAGUUAAUAGCGAUAAAAUUAAAUUUUGUUCAGAAGUUUGUUUUAAAGUUUAUUUUAAGCUCUAUCGUACCAAAUAUUUCAUAUUUCACAUUUUAUAUGUUGCACAUAGCUCUACAGUACCUGCAUUGUUUUUAAUUAUUGUUUAAAAAACAAAACAGCUGUUAUAAAUGAAUCUCAUGUGUAAUUGUUUCGAACAUCCAUUUUCUUUGUGAACAUAUUAGUGAUUGAAGUAUUUUGACUUUUGAGAUUGAAUGUAAAAUAUUUUAAAUUUUGGUAUCACCGCCUGUUCUGAAAACUAGAUACACCAACCAUAUCAUUUUUGUUUGAAGAAAAAGAAAUCCGCCAUUUUAAUUAAUGUUGGUCAGAGUCUAAUGACUAGUUAUCUUACAUCGUAGAUUUGAGAACCCUAUCAAAAGAAAAUCACAUUUUAAGUGUAAUCUUACAUAGUGCUUGUAUCUUUGAGUUUGUUUUAAUUGUGGAAAAGUAUUGUAUCUAACGUAUAUUUCUUUGGUAGUUUCAUCUUUAUGUAUUAUUAAUAUUUGUAAUUUUCGCAACUAUACAAUGUAGUUAUGCUACAACUUGCCUAAAACAUUCAAACUUCUUUUUUCCUUUUUAUUUUUUCUUGUUAACUCACUUAAACUCAUUGAAAACAUAUUAUGCAUUACUAAAAGAUAAAUUAUGGGAGUCACUGAAAUAUUUUUGUAGACUAAUUGUUGUAACAUUAUCUUUCUUUUUUUCUUUCAUUUCAUGAUUUUGACUUUUAAACUGAUUAGCACACAACUGUUUUCUGCCCUUUAAUAAUGGAGCAAAAACAUCACCUGCACCCCAAGCAAAUAUAGAAGACUGUAUUUUUACUAUGAUAUCCAUUUUCCAGAAUUGUGAUUAUAAUAUGCAAAGAGUCAUAAAUAUGCCAUUUACACUACGGAGGAGGCAAGGCAAAUGCAUAGAUGUACAAAUAUAUGUACAACAGAUUUUGCUUUUUAUUUAUUUAUAAUGUAAUUUUAUAGAAUAAUUCUGGGAUUUGAGAGGAUCUAAAACUAUUUUUCUGUAUAAAUAUUAUUUGCCAAAAGUUUGUUUAUAUUCAGAAGUCUGACUAUGAUGAAUAAAUCUUAAAUGCUUUGUUUAAUUAUAAAAACAAAAUCACCAAUAUCCAAGACAUGAAGAUAGCAAUUCAACAAAUACUGUAGUGAAGAGACGAACUCGCCACUUGUAUGGGAACUCCAUCUCACUCUUGGUUUUCAGGAUAUAACAGCACUUCACUGAAAUAUUCUUUCAGCCAUAUCACUGGUAACAUUUCUACUAAACCUUUCCGUAACACUUAAAGAAUUCCCUCAUUCAUUAUCUUACAGUGUAAACAGGAGUCUAAUUUGUAUCAAUUCUAUGUUUGGGUUGUAAUAUUCAGUUCACUCACCCAAUGUACAACCAAUGAAAUAAAAGAAGCAUUUAAAAGGA